AUGUCUCUCGCGAGCGCGCGGACGUUGACGCACCAGAACCGCGUCAUCAAGCGCGCUCGCGUGGUGAAAACCUCAACCUCGAGCACUGUGAAGCAACCGACGCCGUCCCGUCGCGUGCAGUGCGCGGCUGCGAACGCAGAGGCGAAGAAGUCCACGAUAAGCGCGCACCGAUGGUCCACCGACGUCGACGCGUGGGUGAUCGAAGCCCAAGAUUGCGCGCUGGAGGAGGGCGAGCGGUUGAUCGUGAGCGUCCCGGCGACGAGCGCGAACAUGGGACCGGGAUUCGAUUGCUUUGGAUUCGCGGUGGACGUCCGGAAUGAGUUGAUCGUGGAGAGAGGGAGUUUUGGGAUCGAUAUCGAGGGUGAAGGGAAAGAUGAACUACCGAGGGAUGAGACGAAUGCGAUUUACACGGCGGUGAAGGUUGGUUUUGAAGCCGCGAGGCCGGGAAAGACGCUGCCGAGAGACCUGAGAUUCACGAGCGUGAAUCGAAUUCCGCCGGCGCGCGGGUUGGGGAGUAGUAGUGCGGCUUUGGUGAGCGGGCUCGCGUGCGGGCUCGCGCUCGGUGGGAUGGAUGUUGAGGCGCCGCGCACGAAGCAAAUUUUGCUCAACCUGGCGAGCGACAUUGAGGGGCAUCCAGAUAACGUUGCGCCGGCCAUCUACGGCGGCUUCCAGAUCAGCAUCAACGAUAACAACCAAUGGAUCACUCAGCGCGUGAACUGCCCGACGGACGUGCAGUCGGUGCUCUUCGUUCCGAAGUUUCAAUCGCUCACCUCGGAGACGCGCGCGCAGUUGCCGAAUGAGCUUCCUAUGUCCACGGCGGUGCAUAACAUCGCCCGUGCGGGCUUGCUCGUGAACGCGUUCGCAACGGGUAACUUGGAACUUUUGCCGUACGCGACGCAGGACAUGAUUCACCAACCCAUUCGCGGCAAGCCUUUCGGCUUGGACGCGCUCAUCGACGCCGCGCUCAAAGCUGGCGCGCAGGGCUGCUUCAUGAGCGGCGCCGGACCGACCGUGCUCGCUGUCGUGGGCGGUCACGGUGGCUCGGUAGAAAAUGAUACGGCCGGUACGUACAAGGCGAGCCGAGUCGCAGACGCGAUGUUGGCGGCCUCUAGAGCGAACAACGUGGACGGUGAAGUCAUCAUCGCAUCGCCAACGGAAACCGGAGUUGCCUGUUUUGUCGAAUUCGCGUAG
This is a messenger RNA of Ostreococcus tauri, 1191 nucleotides long. Its product is annotated as GHMP kinase, C-terminal domain. NCBI's taxonomy places the organism in Eukaryota, Viridiplantae, Chlorophyta, Mamiellophyceae, Mamiellales, Bathycoccaceae. The record is from RefSeq and is a predicted model, not a curated record. The transcript has a single exon. Gene Ontology annotation, molecular function: ATP binding; homoserine kinase activity. Bases 1 to 1191 code for a protein of 396 amino acids. Gene Ontology annotation, biological process: L-threonine metabolic process.